UGUGCAGACAGGAAGCCUGAGUCAAGCAGCUGAUAAUCGGACUUGGCGAUGUUCGGGUGAGCCUCAGCUGCUGUUCUUUUUCGCUCACCCUGGCCUUUAACAACCCGUUCGAAAAUAAUUGACUUGGAGGACAUUAAAGUACACGGCGUCGACGUGAAUGUCUAUUUAGAUGAAGAUUUGAUUGGUUUCUGAGUGACUGAUGUGAGUUCGGGGUCUGUAGGCUGCUGCUGCUGCGGGCCGGCUCCAUGUUAAACGCUAGCUAGCGAGCUAACAAUGAAGGCCUAAUCCGACGUCGGUGGGAUUUAAACCUGUCCGCACCGGUCUGCGAAAACAGGACGAAUGAACUCAGGCAUGGCCUCACAGCUGCAAGUCUUCUCCCAACCAUCCGUGUCUUCCAGUGCCUUCUGCCGGGUGAAGAAGAUGAAGGUGGAGAGCUGUGCAUGGGACACGGAAGCCUAUGGUUCCUAUGGCUUCAACCCAGCUCCGGCUCUCCCCUUCAGCACCUCGGGCCUGGUCUUCCCGCCUGCCUCUCGCUGCCAAGUGGUAGUUCGAGCCGCAGACAGCACCGGCAGCCACGCUCAGGCCUGCCGGGUAUCCCACAACGUCCAGGCCUCGGAUCUCCAUGCCACUCGUGGCCAGAGGUACGGUGUGAAACGGAAGAGCGAGGAGGCAGUAAGGUCAGCGGGGGCUGAUAGUGGCAGUGGGAGUGUUCAGAUACUCGAGGAGCUUUCGGCUCCCGCCUUCUCCGCUCGCACCGCUGCUGUUGGCACCACGGCCCAGUCUAUCGCCCACUCUGCAACAACAACCAAAAGCAGCAGCUCAAACUCUGAAGGCGACUACCAGCUGGUACAGCAUGAGAUCCUUUGCUCUGUGUCGAGCAGUUACGAAGUGCUUGAGUUCCUCGGGCGUGGCACAUUCGGACAGGUGGCCAAGUGUUGGAAAAGGGGCACCAAUGAAAUUGUGGCAAUUAAGAUUUUGAAGAACCAUCCAUCAUACGCACGCCAAGGACAGAUAGAGGUGAGCAUCCUAAACAGGCUGAGCGCUGAGAACGCAGACGAAUACAACUUUGUGCGUUCCUACGAGUGCUUCCAACACAAAGGUCACACGUGCUUGGUUUUCGAGAUGCUGGAGCAGAACCUCUAUGACUUCCUUAAGCACAGCAAGUUCAGCCCAUUGCCUCUGCGCCACAUCCGGCCCAUCCUGCAGCAGGUGGCCACUGCACUCAUGAAGCUAAAGAGUCUGGGUCUUAUCCAUGCCGACCUCAAGCCAGAGAACAUCAUGCUGGUGGACCCUACCAGGCAUCCGUACAGGGUGAAGGUGAUUGACUUCGGUUCAGCAAGCCACGUCUCCAAAGCCGUGUGCUCGACUUACCUGCAGUCCCGCUACUACAGAGCCCCUGAAAUCAUUCUGGGCCUGCCUUUCUGUGAAGCCAUUGACAUGUGGUCGCUGGGCUGUGUGAUCGCUGAGCUUUUCCUCGGAUGGCCGCUUUAUCCGGGAGCUUCCGAGUACGAUCAGAUUCGCUACAUUUCUCAGACUCAGGGUUUGCCAGCAGAGUAUCUUCUGAGCGCCGGCACAAAGACAAACCGUUUUUUCCACCGAGGUCCUGAUUCCAGCUAUCCACUCUGGAGGUUAAAGACCCCAGCAGAACAUGAGGCAGAAAUGGGCAUUAAGUCUAAAGAAGCACGAAAGUACAUCUUCAAUUGCCUGGAUGACAUGAUGCAGGUCAAUUUGUCUUCUCACCUGGAGGGCACGGACAUGUUAGCAGAGAAGGCAGACCGGCGGGAGUUCAUCGACCUGUUGAAACGUAUGCUGCGGCUCGACGCCGACAAGAGAAUCACUCCCAACAAGACCCUGGCACAUCCUUUUGUCACUAUGAGCCAUCUGCUUGACUUUCCUCACAGCUCUCAUGUGAAGUCGUGUUUUCAGAACAUGGAGUUAUGCAAGAGGAGGAACAGCAGUUACGACAAUGGGAAAGCUCUUUUCGCUGCUAAUACUGUUUCUGGCACUGCAGGAAACCUGACUGUGACCUUCAGCAGUCAGUUAAACCAGAACAACCCGGUUCCCUCAGCCGGUGGAGCGGUGCCUCUCCUCAAUUACCAGCCAGCUCUUUAUCAACAGGCCACCAUAAACAUCCCCGGUCUAGCCCAAUCCAGCAUUCCCCUUCAGAGCCGCCCAUCACAGCUGUGUGGCCAAAGCGAGCCGUUCCAGCAGACCCUCAUUGUCUGCCCACCCACUACCAUACAGGGGCUUUCAUCUUCCAACAAAACCUCCAGCUACCCAGUCAGAAUGGAGAACGGUGUCCCUGUGGUGCAACAGAACCAGAACACACAGUCUCUCCAGAUUCAGCCGGGCAUGCUCACCCAGGGCUCCUGUACACCGCUGAUGGUGACCACGUUGCAUCCACAGGCGGCCGGCGUGCCCAUGGCUGCUCAGUACCCGCUGCCCCUGGCACUGGGCUGCGGGGCAGGAAGGCCUUCCCUCCUGGAGCAGACAGCCACCGUGCUGCAAGCCUGGCAGACGGGCACACAGCAGAUCCUCCUGCCCUCCGCCUGGCAGCAGGUACCAGGCAUGGCCCUUCAUGGAGCGGGAGCCGCAUCAACUAUCACAGACUCUCCACUGGAGACCAUUCUCUCCGAGAGUUCUUCUCAGCAGACGCCAACCUGGAGGGCUUCUCAUGGUACAGUUCUCCAGCAAAACCCUCACGUACUGGACUCUGCUCAGUCCCACGGCUGUGGAGUGUCCAGUGCUGCUCGGCCGUCACAGACCAAGAGGAACAGGGCUCGAGGUGUAGACAUGAGCAACAGCUAUCCUUCUUACCAUGCUGCCCUCUCCCAGCCAAUCAUCAUCUCAGACACUCCAAGCCCUGCCGUCAGUGUCAUUACCAUUCACAGCGACUCCGAUGAGGAAGAUGAGAGAAAGUAUCACCCUGCCAGCUGUGGACCCAGUCAGAGAGCUAACGUUAUCAGCUGUGUGACUGUGCUGGACUCGGAUUCCUCUACCGCAAGCCCUCUGACCCCUCUGCCCCGGAAUGGCAUUGUGGGAGCUCAGCCCUCACGUCUGGCAAAGUCUUUAGCGAUCGUGGUUCCGUCAGUUAAAAUGCAGCCGGCAGAAAGCUUAGUAUCUACCAAAGCAGCUCCAGGAGUGCCACACAGUUCCUACAUCAAACCGAAAAGGGUUUCCACAUGUCAGCCUUGUAGCUCCGGAGAGAGCGUUAAUCAUCAGGAAACCAGCAGAUCCCAACCACUCAACCUCAGCCAGACCACAGUUUCGUCAUCUCAAGACUCCACUAGCGGCUCGUCACUGCGGCGCCAGCAAACCUACCCACCUUCCUCCUCUCAGUACCGCCUCCAGGAAGCCGUGUCUUUCACCAGUGCUCCUGGCCUAUACCCGUACGCUGGGUCAGCUCCCCGGGCCAUGGAGCAGCUCCUCGUCCACGGCUCGUCCCCUUCCGUCCACGCUCCAGCCGGCCCCUACGCAUCUGGUUUGAUCCCCAAAGAGCCAGUAAGUGGCAUUGUCCAUGGAUUGGCUGCCCACUACCAGCAACAUUUCCCUGCCCACCCGUACGUGGGCGUGAACACCAGCACCACUAGAGGAAGUGGAACUUAUAGCGGCUAUCAGCUCAGUCCCGGGAGAGUUCCUCAGUAUCCCUACAUCUGAGGCUCGCCACGGAGAACCGAGUUCGGCAUAGCGACCACCUCCUCAGACUUUCCCCUCGCCGUUGAAACUGCUGCAACACCUUAACCUGCUAUUACCUAUUUAAUUGAACUAUUUUAGAGAUUUUUUUUUUUUAAGGUUGAUAUUUAGAAAUAUUCUAUUUUACCGUUCUCAGUUUGUAUCCUUCUUACAAAUUCCUGCUAUCAGUUAGGGCUAAGUUUAUUUUCUUAGCAAAAUGUGUGUUAGAAAAUGUGUUCAAAAUGACCUUCAUUAGCAGUAGAGGAACACUAUUAAAGAUGCUGACUCGUAGAGAAGACAGGAGGUCAGGAACAACGUGGCUCCCCUGCUUUUCUUGAUCUACUACUAAAAGUUCCACACUAACCCUGUAACCCACUUUGACCCCCUUUAGACUCGUUUUAAUGUCUUGUGUUAUGUCUAGGCCCUCUUUUAUAUAAUUUUAAGUUAUGUUCCCACUGUGUUUGUGUUUUACUUUAGUUGAAGCUGUGUACUGAAAUGACUGAAAAGAAGAACUGGGAUAAAAAAAAAAAAAAGAUGCUGAGUGUGUAUGGUGCCCAUGUGGCUCCAUUAUUUAAGUCAAGACUUAAGUGUUAGUUAAUCCCAAGGCAAGGUAAAAAACUGUAGGACGUAUGUUGUGAACGUAUAACGAUAGAUUUCGAACGAUUUCCUCGUUUUGUCUGAAGUUGUUUAUAUCUUAAUGAAAUCCAUUAAUGCCUCUUGAGGUUUUUUGUUUUUUGUUUAUUUUUUGGAGGGGGUGCUUUAGAACUGUGAUCAUGUCAAAGGCAAUGAAAAAUGUACUGAUGAAUUUUCCUUCAGGAAAUCAUGUUGAUUCUUUUGCUGAAUUGAUGUGCUGUGGAGACUCUAAUGCUAUUAGGAUGAGAACGUGUUUAAAAAAUUAAAUAUCUAACACCAAAAAUUACGACCUAUCAAAGACCAGGGCACAAUGUUUGAUCUUUUGAGCAUGCUUUUAAUGACACCUAGGAAAGAACAUGUUGCAAUCAGUGGUGGGGCACGUUGACUUUAUUUGGUGACAAAGAACUGGCUCAGCGUGCAGAUCCUCUGCUCAGAAGAACACUAUCUGAACUGUAUGGUCUUACUUGUUCUGCUCUCUGUAAGAUGAUGUGCCUUGACUUUCUCUCCAUGUUUGGCAGGUGAUUUUCAAAGUCAAGAUUACAUUUUCACAUAGACUACCUGAAUACUGUGUGCAUUUUGUAAUGUCAAAUUACGUACAACAUACGUCGGAAAUCCUUCGCUGUGAUACCAUCGAAUAAACGACACAAUUCAA
This is a messenger RNA of Silurus meridionalis, 4957 nucleotides long. RefSeq names its product homeodomain interacting protein kinase 1b (gene hipk1b). Gene Ontology annotation, cellular component: PML body; cytoplasm; nucleus. The record is from RefSeq and is a predicted model, not a curated record. Gene Ontology annotation, molecular function: protein serine/threonine kinase activity; protein tyrosine kinase activity; ATP binding. Gene Ontology annotation, biological process: peptidyl-threonine phosphorylation; smoothened signaling pathway; peptidyl-serine phosphorylation. NCBI's taxonomy places the organism in Eukaryota, Metazoa, Chordata, Actinopteri, Siluriformes, Siluridae. The transcript has 17 exons. Bases 340 to 3657 code for a protein of 1105 amino acids.